Molecule: messenger RNA, 723 nt
Organism: Talaromyces marneffei
Lineage: Eukaryota; Fungi; Ascomycota; Eurotiomycetes; Eurotiales; Trichocomaceae
Exons: 5
Coding region: 1-723 (240 amino acids)
Source: RefSeq, a predicted model, not a curated record
AUGGCUUCCAUACAGACUACACCUGCGCGACCCCGCAGGUUCGCUCCCUUGAAGCAAAUUUCAGAUACAAGCGAUGCGCCGAAAUUGAAAGGCAUUGUUUUCGAUGUCGAUGGAACUCUUUGCCUUCCACAACAUUAUAUGUUCACACAAAUGCGAUCCGCUCUAGGAAUCGAUCAAAAAACCGAUAUCCUAGAACACAUUCGCAAUCUGCCCACGGAGCAAGCCCGUACCGAAGCCGUCGCAAAAGUGCAGGCAGUCGAGCGCGAGGCAAUGCUUGCACAGCAGCCUCAGCCGGGCCUCGUCACCUUGAUGGACUAUCUUGAGAAGAAGGGUAUACGUCGGGCUUUAUGCACGAGGAAUUUUGAAGCGCCUGUAACGCAUCUCUUGACGAAUCAUCUUCCAAAUCAUAUCUUUGAGCCGAUUGUGACGCGCGAUACACCUGAUCUGCUGCCCAAACCAGAGCCCUCUGGGCUCCUGCAUAUUGCAGAGCAGUGGGGCUUGAGCAAUCGCGCAGAGAGUAUGAUUAUGGUCGGAGAUAGCAUUGACGAUAUGACGGCAGGACAUGCCGCCGGUGCAGCCACUGUGCUCCUUGUAAACGAGCGCAAUACUCAUCUUAAGGAGCAUCUACACACUGACAUUUGUAUUUCAAGACUCGACGAACUUAUAAAUAUCCUGGAAAAUGGGUUUGUGGGCGAUAACAGUGCCGAUCCCUGCAGCACAUAG